AUGAGAGAAAAUGUAGCCAACUCAAGUUCCAUGUCACAUUUUUUAUUGAUGGAGUUAUCUGACAGUCGAGACCUGCAGAUCGUGCACUCCUUUGUGUUCCUGACAUUGUACCUGGUGACUGUGAUUGGGAAUCUUCUCAUCAUCUUUGCAAUACUCUUUGACUAUCACCUGCACACUUCCAUGUACUUCUUCCUGAUGAACCUGGCCAUGUUGGACCUUGGUUCAAUUUCUGUAACCAUCCCUAAAUUCAUGGUUAAUUCUUUCAUGAAUACCAGGUUGAUUUCUUAUUCUGGGUGUGUUGCACAGGUUUUCUUCCUACUCUUCUUUGUAGCAUCAGAUUUUGCCCUCCUCACAGUGAUGGCCCAUGAUCGAUAUGUUGCCAUUUGUAACCCACUGCGGUAUGAGACAAUAAUGAACAAAGUAUCUUGCAUGCAAAUGGUUGCAAGUGCAUGGAUCAGUGGCCUUCUCUAUGGAAUACUACAUACCAGUAGCACUUUUUCGAUCUCCUUCUGCUCCAAUGUUAUUGAUCAGUUCUUCUGUGAAAUCCCACAGUUGCUGAAACUCUCCUGCUCUGACUUAUAUCUAAUUGAAGUUGGUGUUCUUGUGUUCAGUGCUAGUAUAGCGCUUGGUUGCUUCAUUUUCAUCAUUAUAACUUACGUCCAAAUUUUCACUACAGUGCUGAGAAUGCCCUCUGUGCAAGGAAGGCAAAAGGCCUUGUCUACUUGCCUUCCCCACCUUAUUGUGGUCUCCAUGUUUGUUUUUACUGGGACUUUUGCCUACCUCAGGCCUUCCACUAAUGCUCCAUCAGAUCUGGGUUUGGUAUUUGCGGUUAUGUAUUCAGUAGUUCCACCCAUGAUGAAUCCAUUGAUUUAUAGCAUGAGAAACAAAGACAUCAAGUUUGCUCUCUGGCAGGUCCUGGCCUGUGGAACUCUCUACCAGGAGAGAUUUGGCAGGAACUUUCAGAAAUCUUUUCAAAACUGUAUUGUUUAG
Rhineura floridana is the source of this 990-nucleotide messenger RNA. Its product is annotated as olfactory receptor 14A16-like. NCBI's taxonomy places the organism in Eukaryota, Metazoa, Chordata, Lepidosauria, Squamata, Rhineuridae. Gene Ontology annotation, biological process: G protein-coupled receptor signaling pathway. The record is from RefSeq and is a predicted model, not a curated record. Gene Ontology annotation, molecular function: G protein-coupled receptor activity; olfactory receptor activity; odorant binding. Gene Ontology annotation, cellular component: membrane. The transcript is spliced from 2 exons. Bases 1 to 990 code for a protein of 329 amino acids.